Molecule: messenger RNA, 4056 nt
Organism: Manis javanica (Malayan pangolin)
Lineage: Eukaryota; Metazoa; Chordata; Mammalia; Pholidota; Manidae
Gene: IKBIP
Product: IKBKB interacting protein
Source: RefSeq, a predicted model, not a curated record
CCCGCGCGCGCAUGAGGAAGCGCGCUCGGCCUGAGCCACGGGGGCGCGCCGCGCUCACGAGAGCAGGACCGCGGCGGCGGAGCGCCCCAUGUGGAGCGCGCUGCCCCGCCCCGCCCCGCCCCCUCGCUCCCGGGGCUCGCGGGCACCUGGAGUCAGGAUUGCCUCAAGUUUGCAGCAUUAGCACCAGCUGGGGAGGACCAGACAUGUCCGAAGUGAAGAGCCGGAAGAAGUCCGGGCCCAAGGGAGCCUCCGCGGAGCCCGAGAAGCGGGGCGACCUCGGGAAGAGCCCCGAGGCCCGGGGCGGUGGAGGCGGGGGCUGGGCGGACCCCCGGACCUGCGUGAGCCUGCUGUCGCUGGGGAUGUGCCUGGGCCUGGCCUGGUUUGUAUUUCAGCAGUCGGAGAAGUUUGCAAGGAUAGAAAACCAAUACCAGUUACUGAAAAUAGAAACCAAGGAGUUCCAAAGGCUUCAAAGUUCAGUCGGUUUAAUUUCAGAAAAGCUUGAGUCUACUCAAAGUGUCCUGCAGGAAGCUACAUCAUCCAUGUCUUUGGUGACCCAGUUUGAGCAGGAAGUAUCCAGCCUCCAGAGUAUCUUACAUGACAUUCAAAGUAGUGAAGAGGUGCUCACUCAAAAGAUGCAAAGCCUUAAUAAGAAAUUCCAGAAUGUUACAGAUAUCUGGAAGAGAAGCCUAGAAGAAAUGAAUGUUAAUACAGAUAUUUUCAAAUCAGAAUCAAAACACAUACAUUCUCAAGUUACUGUCCAAAUUAACUCAGCUGAACAAGGAAUAAAAUUGCUUACUGAAAGGCUAAAAGAUUUGGAAGACAGCACACUGAGAAACAUUAGAACAGUAAAAAGACAAGAAGAAGAGGAUCUUCUGCGAGUAGAGGAGCAGCUUGUCUCUGAUACAAUAGCAGUUGAAAAGUUAGAAGAGCAGCAGCAUGCCCUCUUUGCCAGAGACGAAGACCUGACUAAUAAACUGUCCAACUAUGAACCCAAAGUUGAAGAAUGCAAGACACAUUUGCCAACAAUUGAAAGUGCUAUUCGCUCUGUUCUGAGAGUCUCUCAGGAUCUGAUAGAGACAGAAAAGAAAAUGGAAGAUUUGACUACUCAGAUGUUUAAUAUGGAAGAUGACAUGCUGAAAGCAGUCUCUGAAAUAAUGGAGAUGCAGAAAACCCUUGAAGGAAUUCAGUAUGAUAAUAGCAUAUUAAAGAUGCAAAAUGAACUGGAUGUUCUAAAAGGAAAAGUUCAUGAUUUUAUAGUCUAUUCAAGUACAAGAGAAAAGGGAACUUUAGAAGAUUAUAAUCUAGAAAAUGAAGGAAAAAUUGAUAGUGAGUUUUAAAUGCACUACAUUUAUUCUGAUGAGUCACAUUGUUAUACAUAAAUUGAUGAGUUCUAUGCUUUUGUGCUAUUUUGAUAUCUCACUUUAUCCUAGUGAGAUGUCCACACAGAUGAAUUAUCCAUACAUCCAAAGCUUAUCUUUUUAAGCAAUAAAACAUUUCAUUUUAACCAUUUUAAAUAAGAAUAUUUCUAAAAUAUAUAUUUCCCCACUUUUUAAAUCAAUAUACUUAAUAUUUUUUAAAGUUUUUCUAAUAAUGAAUGGACAUCAUUAUGAAUCUCACCAGUUAUACUGGAUCUAAAUACAUUAAUACCUCUAGAAGCUAUUGAGGAGUGUUUACCUCCUCACGAAAUGACCUGUUUUUUUUCAAACGUAUGUCUACUAUACCUUUUUUGUUACCUGAAAAGGUGACCCACUGACCUGAUCUUACUGUAGGUUGGUUGGUGAUAAUGCCUGCUUAAGCCAGUUUUUCAUUUCCUUUGUAAUUUUGCAGGCCAAGAAUCCAGACAACCAGGUUAAUAGGAAUUUUAUCUAAAAAAAAAAACAUGCCCAAGGGAGAGCCUGGAGUACUUCAUUAUGAAUUAAUAUGCACUUUUUGAAAACUAUGGAGCCUGGGAAAUGUUUUUACUUUUUGUUAAGGUUCCAAACUGUUACAGAUACUUGUAAGAAUUUUUAAAGAGGAGUAGAUAUGUUGUUAUUGAAGGCUUUUCAUAUGAAUUAAGUGUGUAUGCUUUGAAGAAACUUCCUUGGACUAUCUUCAUAUACCUGGGCUUUUUUUUUAAGGUUCUACCUGUGUUAUAGACUCUAGAGUUUGUUACAUACAUAAUCUCUAGACAUAUUUUUCUACUUACAAUAAAAAGUAUACCAGUAAGCCUGUGGCCUAUUUAAAGAGGAAAAAGCAGCAUAAUGAGAAAUUGUAAUUAUGGUAAUUAAAAGUAUGUUGUUAGAGUCCCCAAACAAAUUAUCCAACCAAAUUCAUUUUACAUAGUGACUUUAUUUUACACAAAAUUAUAUAAUGGAGUCACAAGGAGUAAGAAUGGACAUACUGAGAUGAGAUUAAGGGGAGGGCUAGUUGGAUUUUUCCAAUAAUAAUUAGAAGUGUGCAGGAUUGGAAGAUCACAUGACUUUUAUUGGUAAGCUGAUUUAUCAAGUGUCCAAGCUUGCUGUUGAAAACUGAGUCGACUGCACAUGGAAGUACUGUUCUUGUUUCUUCUUAUCAAUAACCAACUGUAUUCCCAGUUUUAUAAUGCAAUUUCAGUGGAAUUAAACACAAAGAACUUGAAAGCGGUUACGGAAAUUAGUUGUGGUCAGGUCGUUUUAUGAUGUAACUGCACCUUUUUGGAAGAAAAUCCCAAGCAAGUUCUACUUUUGAGUUUAGGAGUGCUUAUGGUAGUCAGCCACAGGUCAUAAAAACAAACCUGGAAGAGUGCUGCUAUUAAGGGGCAUAGCAUUUAUUUCAGAAAACAUUACAUUUCUUGACUUCGAAUGUCUUAAGUUCUCAUCUAUGUGCACAGGCAAAAUUGGAUUUUGCUUUUAUUUUCAUGCUAAGAAAAUAAAAUAAGCAGGGACUGUUGUUCUAAUCUCCAUCCUGUCAAAGCAGAUGUGAUCUCUUGUACUCUUCACUUUUAUGUAUAUAUUUUUGGCCUAUCACUAGGUUUGAUACACCAAAUGCUGUAUUGUAUUUCAGGAGAAAACUGUUGGGUCUCUGUUUAUACACAUGCGUACAUUCUUUUACUCAGAGGUUUUCCUAUAAAAAGUUGUCCUUAGAGAGACUGAGACCUACAGUAGUCCCCCCCAUCCUCGGCUUCACUUUCCACUGUUUCAGUUCCCUGCAGUCAGCUGCAGUCCAGAAGCAGAUGGUCCUCCUUCUGAUGACCUACCAUCAGAAGGUGAGUGGUAGCUUAACACUACAUCACAGUACCUGUCAUUCACUUCACUUCAUCUCAUCACGUAGGCAUUUUAUCACCUCACAUCAUUAUAAGCAUGAAUACAACAAAAUAAGAGUUUGAGACCACAUUCACAUGACUUUUAUUAUAGCAUAUUGUUAAAAUUGUCUAUUAUUGUUAAUCUCUUACUAUGCCUAAGUUAUAAAUUAAACUUUGUCAUAGGUAUAUAUGUAUAGGAAAAAGCAUUAUACAUAGGGAUUGGUACAAUCCAGUUUCAUGCAUCCACUGGGGGUCUUGGAACAUAUGCCCUGUGGAUAAGCGGGGACUACUGUACCUAAUUUGUCUUCCUCUGUUUCUUACAUUCACUUAACAGACACUUGAAAUUUUAAAAAACUUUCUUGUGCAUCAAAUAUUAAAUAAUAUUAUUAAGUCUUUCUUUUAAGGAAGAUUACCAUAUUCUAGGAUACAUUUUUGCAUCUUUGUAAUUGAUAAUAAAUUUUACAUCAAUUUCUGAUAGCACUGGGCACUUUUUGAUUUAGCUGAAAUAAAUCACUUCUACAAAACACCUAAUUUUUUUUUACGAAACACCUAAUUUUUUAACCUUAAGAUGUAAAGUUUAAAUGUAUUUUUGUAGUGCUUUCUUUAAACUUUGCCUAAUGAUUAGAAGCUGUUAAGUGUAUUUUAUAUUUUAUAAUGAAAAAUGUUAAUUUAUUAACCUAUAUUCUAUAGAAAGCUAAACUUGUAAGAUACAAAGUUAAUGGCAUUAUUUUUCAUCUCAACCUAAUUGUAGACUUUUGUAUGUAUAAUCUUGACCAGAGCUUAAUGUCAUUAUAAAA